This is a messenger RNA of Gossypium raimondii (Peruvian cotton), 2931 nucleotides long. RefSeq lists its product as uncharacterized. Bases 399 to 2708 code for a protein of 769 amino acids. NCBI's taxonomy places the organism in Eukaryota, Viridiplantae, Streptophyta, Magnoliopsida, Malvales, Malvaceae. The transcript is spliced from 4 exons. The record is from RefSeq and is a predicted model, not a curated record.
AUGAGCCUGCUCUGCAUAUUUCUUGUCUUCUUGUAUGUUCUUUGCUAUUUCAUGUCCCAGUUCCAGUUUCAUUUUCUCUUUUGGUCUUUAACAUUUUCAAAUCCUUUUAGGUAUUAUCUCCAUCUUCACAAUCACUUAUUGCAAAGUAUAAAACACCCAUUUUAUUUUUUUUGGUUGAAAAAUGUUUUAUGGCGGAAGGAAAGCAUCAAGAUCUCGCUCUCAUUACUCAUUAUUGCUCCACAUUAUGUUUUUUUCUUUUUCCUUUUUAUGCUUAAUGGUUCGAAUGAUCACAGUCUCACAUUGCCGCAUUUGCACUGAAUAAUGCGAGCUUUUGACUCUCCAACGAUAUUGCAUCUCACAUUUCUCCAUUUCACGUAUUCUCUGCUCAAUAUUUUACUAUGAAGUUUGGCUCUCAACAAAGUGAUUUGGUGUCGUCCCAUGAGCAAAGUGUAAAUGGAAGUUUCAGAAAGUUUACAUCUGGUUUUGUGCGAAAUGAUUUAGACUCUUCUCCGGGGCAGAGCUUAGAUGGAAGUUUCAGAAAAUCCAACUCUGUUAUCUCUACCCAUUCUGUGUCUGGAGUUUCAUCUUCAAGCAAGUAUUUUCAAACUUCAAGAAGAGUCUACAAAGGGCUGAAGGACUUUGGAAGGGAAUUCAUAGACCAGGAGCUAUUUAACCAGAGUCUUGAUGAUUGGAUUUUGGAAAACUAUGGUGUGGAUCAAGUCACAGGGGAGCAGCCAUUUUUAAAGCCCCCCUUUCUGACUGAUGAACUACGCAAGCUUGAUCUAGCAUUGGAAGGGGUUUUAUUUCAGCAACUAUUCCGAAUGCCAUGUUCUCCUCUUGCUUCUAAAAGUGUAAAGGAAGAUGGGUAUCAUGCUUUGGAAGACUUUCUUCAUGUUAUUGUAAAUGGUCUGUGGCGUACAUUUUGGCGUAAAAGUGGACCACUGCCAUUCUCUCUAUGUUGUUUCCAUCAUCCUGGAUCUAAGUUUUAUGCUGUUGAGAAAGCAAUAUCAAGAGGAAGGUUAGAAGAGCUACGCGGUUUAGCUUUAAUAUCUAAAAAUGGGAAUAAUCUAAAAGUUCAUUGGAACCAAGUAGUGGAGUUAGUCUUAUUUAGACAAAACAUACUCUCAGGAAAUGAGUUAAAAUUGUCCGUUAGCACCAUAUGUGAAGCCCUCUUUUAUGGUGUUCACAUACUUAUUUCUAGGUGUCUGAGCAAGUCCAGAACCAUCAGCGAUGAUUCUGUUUUUAUUAUGGUUUUUGAUUCUAAAUUUGGUGCAGUGAUAAAACUUGGAGGUGAUCUUAGUAAACUAGAAUUGAACACAGGUGAUCCGUACCAGUCUGUGGCCCAUUGGAUAAAAUGUCAUGCUGAAGUCCUCCUCUCAUCAGUAGAGACAAUAUGGAAUAGGCUUGGAAAUGCAAAUUGGGGAGAUCUUGGGACUCUUCAAGUAUUGUUAGCUGCUUUCUAUUCCAUUGUCCAGUGUAAUGGACCACCAAGAAAGUCAAUAUCCUCAUUGGCCUCAGCUCAUAGCCUUCGUCUUCAGAAGCGUAGAAUAGAAUGCCGCCUAGCUGAGAAUGAAAAUGCCAAAAUACCUUAUCAACAGGAUGGCUACCAACAUGGAGAGAUUGUUGAACUUGAUCACAGUGAUAAUCCCCUGGUAAAAAAUACAUCACACUUGAAGCUUAGGCAGGGAGAAAUAUUGCUCUUGGAGGAUCAACAACAGGGCCAGAAAAGUUUCCAGAUACAGGAGUCCUUCAUAGGAGGCAACUAUUUUCUCUAUGGCGCUAUUUCUCUAGAUUACCCCACACAGUUGUUAACAUUGUAUGUUGGUGCCCAUCCAUCCAGACUCGAGCCCUCUUGGGAGGAUAUGAGUCUGUGGUAUCAAGUACAAAGACAAACAAAGGUACUAAACAUAUUGAAGCAUCAAGGGGUUUCAAGCAAAUAUUUACCUGAAGUAAUUGCCUCUGGCCGAAUUUUGCAUCCUGGUCCUUGCAAAAAGCAGAGUCCUAGUGGGCGAUGCGAUCAUCCUUGGUGCGGAACUCCAAUUCUUGUCACGUUACCAGUUGGCGAACCACUUUCAUAUAUAGUUGCUAGGGACGGCCCAUUUUCCUCUGAUGAUGCAUUACGCUGCUGCCGGGACUGCCUAGUUGCUCUAAGAAGUGCAGCAACAGCCAGUGUUCAGCAUGGUGAUAUUUCCCCUGAAAAUAUAAUCCGUGUUUUCAACAUGCAAGGUACUAGACACAAAGUUCUGUAUAUCCCAGUUUCUUGGGGGCGUGCAGUUCUGGAAGACAGGGACAGCCCAGCAAUAAAUUUGCAGUUCUCGUCCUCUCAUGCACUUCAGCAUGGUAAACUCUGUCCUGCAUCUGAUGCUGAGAGCCUUGUGUACCUCCUAUUCUUUGUGACAGGGGGCAGAAUGCAUCCACAGGAUUCUAUUGAAUCAGCUUUGCAAUGGAGGGAGAAAAGCUGGGCAACACGAUCGAUUCAGCAGCAUCUUGGUGAAGUUUCGCCUUUACUUAAGGCCUUUAGUGAUUAUGUGGAUAGCCUUUGUGGAACACCAUACCCUGUUGAUUAUGAUAUUUGGGUGAAAAGGCUUAACAGAGCCGUGGACGGAUCUGGGUCAGCUGAUAGAGGUAAAAUGAUCGAAGAAGUUGCCAUGACAUUGAGACUGGAAAAUGUGGCCGAGUCUUCAGGGACCUCUGGAGGUGGUACUUAAUUUCCAUUUCAUGCUGGAGGACCGGAGUUCUAAGGAAACGUUUUGUUUUGUUUUUCCUCUUUUGUAACUAUCCUUGGUUGAGAUUCAAUUUAUUUUAUUUUAUUUUUUAAAUGGCCUGGCAAAAGCUAUAUAUUGUCAAUAUUAUUCCUGUUGUUAAAACUCAGACACGUGAGAGCGAAUUAAUUCAUUACUUUUAAGAGUGGCAAGGAUUAAUUCAUCACAA